Messenger RNA from Xyrauchen texanus (razorback sucker), 3346 nucleotides. RefSeq names its product prolactin receptor-like. The transcript is spliced from 9 exons. Bases 180 to 1751 code for a protein of 523 amino acids. The record is from RefSeq and is a predicted model, not a curated record. Gene Ontology annotation, molecular function: cytokine receptor activity; cytokine binding. NCBI's taxonomy places the organism in Eukaryota, Metazoa, Chordata, Actinopteri, Cypriniformes, Catostomidae. Gene Ontology annotation, biological process: cytokine-mediated signaling pathway. Gene Ontology annotation, cellular component: signaling receptor complex; external side of plasma membrane.
UAGCUUGAGAGAUUCAGCAGGACUGCAAUAUCAACAAGUUGACUGUGUGUUUGUCAUACUGCACUGUCUCUUGACGUCGGUUCGCAAAAACUGUUUUCACAGCGGAUCAGUUCAAAAUGUAGCACGGAAGCAGAAGAUGGGAAAAUUUUAAUCCCGAGGGUUUGGCAGAUCCAGGAAAAAUGUGGAGAGAUGCAGAACAGGCACUGACUCUAAUGUGGCUCCUCUCUUGGGUCCCACACAGCAUGUGCAAUUCUCCACCAGGGAGGCCCAGACUUACAAGAUGUCGUUCACCUGAGAAAGAGACCUUUACUUGCUGGUGGGAGCCUGGAUCAACAGGUGGAUUACCCACCAGCUACCACCUAUAUUACAGAAAAGAGAGCUCUGUUGAAGUCUUUGAAUGUCCAGAUUAUCAUAAAGCUGGGAACAAUUCCUGCUAUUUUGAUAAACGACACACAUCUAUUUGGAUCAUAUACAACAUCACAGUGGUGGCCUCCAAUGCACUGGGACAAGCCUACUCAGAAUCUGUGGAAGUAGAUGUUAUGGAUAUUGUGCAGCCUCACCACCCAAAGAAUAUGAAUGUGACUUUGAUGCAAAGCGAGAACAGCCCUUACUUCCUGGUGCAGUGGCAGCCCCCCCAGGAUGCAGACACACGUUCAGGCUGGGUCACAAUUAAAUAUGAAGUUCGCAUAAAAAUAGAGAACAGCAAAGACGAGGAGUACAGUGAUUGGGAGUCAUACAAUGCUGGAAAACAGUUGGAUUUGAGGAUUUACAGUCCUCAGCCUGGAGCAAACUACAUUGCGCAGGUGCGCUGCAAACUAGACCAAGGACUGUGGAGUGAAUGGGGCCCCUCCGCUUUUAUCCAGAUUCCAGACAAAACCUCGGAUACACCGAAUGUGGUUCUGAUUUUUGCCGUCACUCUAACAGGCUUCAUUUUCCUCCUGACUGCAGGAAUGCUGGUGGUCAAGAAGAAAAAUGUGAAGCAUUUUUUACUGCCACCAGUUCCAAAACCGAAGAUCAAUGGCUUAGACACUCAGCUCCUUAAGAGUGGGAAAUCUGAGGAAAUCUUCAGCGCUUUGAUUUUCCAGGGUUAUCCCCAAAUAGCCCAUGGCACUGAGCGUCAAGUGGAUUAUCUUGUGGUCUCUGACAAUUAUGAGGAAAUGGAGUGUGAUGGUAAAGCUUAUCUUGAGGACCACGAGAACUGUCCAAAAGAUCAUCCUCAAGAGAUCCCCCAAAAUAACAUACAGAAACUACACAACACACAGAGUGAGCAGAUAAGCAUUCCUGCUCAUGGACAUUAUUCUCAGAACUGCAUUCCUAUAUUAAAAACAACCCACCCUGGGACUACAUCCAGUCAGCUAAGUGCUCCCAGCAUAGACCAUCUCAGCAUCCUGGGAGUAACUCAAAAACUACUCAACGUUGAUUGUAAUUGCUUACAACUAAAAGCACAGGACCACAAUGCAGCCGACACUCAUUUGAGCUCCUGUGGUAAAUGUGACAAUGACCAGAGAAAAGUCAGCAUUACCCCUGCCAGACUUACGGGGUACGUUGUGGUGGAUGAAGAGAAAGCGCUGGUAGGGGAGGAUUACAGUAUGGUCAGUGGCGUUAUGAGGGAUAAUAUCCUUGUACUGCAAAAAGACAGCUCCCCUGAACAGGGACACAAAGAGGACAAAGCUUCUAAAGCGGAGGAGAAAGAAGGUGCCACUGAUCCUCUAGAAUAUUUGGAAACUGUGACGAUCUUGACUAUUUUGUGACCUCAACGUAAGAGGUCUGGGAUUAUUAUUGAUAUUCAUAUUGUACUGUGGAAUCUGUCAAAGCACUUUUGCUAAAAUGUUUAAAAGCAUCUUUUAUGUUUAAUCUAUCAGUCGGAGCAACUUGUGUCUUUGUUGUGUGAAAAAAAGAGGUCAUUCUUUGAGUAAGUAAUUCUUACUAAUUGAAAUAUACACUACUAGUCAAAGGUUUGGACACACUGUUUCUCAUGCUCUUAAAAACCUUUUGAUCCAAAGGCUCAUGCUUGAAAAGCUUUAGUUUUGCAUUCACAUUGUGUCCAAAUAUGAAUUUCUUUACAAAACUGAAAUUAUUAUAAUGAUUUGUUUGGAGCCAUAACGAGAACCCUAUAUCUCUGGGAUUUAACCGUAUAGGGUUUUACAAAUGAAGAUACACAUUUGAUGCACUCACAAUUGGCAUUUAAUGCUAGAAGGUUUGAUUUUGGCAGUAGACCUAUAUAUCUGUGUGAAAAUAAAAUAAUCAUGCUGCCACCUUUCUAUAGUUAUUUUUUGACUUGUAGAUUUGCUUCCAAAUUGUAUAGGCAAAAACCGUAAUUUUGAACGAAAUAAUGGUUCACUCAGUAAAUAUUUAUCUGUGGCAUUUGAUAUUUUAGGUUUCAUAAUAAUGUAUGUACAUAUUUCACCACUUGACACUAAUAUAUAAAUUAUAUAUUUUUUUAUUGGUCACACAACAUCCACACUGAAAAAAGUGUAAGCAGCUCUUUUGAAAAUACUAAAUCAGUAUACUUGAGAUGAGAACAUAAUUAAAUUGCAUAAACUCCUAGUGAUAUUCAAAACAGUCAUAAAAAAGUGAUAUGAUCACAUUGCUAUGAAAUGUUAAAUGGAUUCAGACUUCUAACGGAUGGUGUUCACUCAAAGUGAUUUUCACUGCUUGCUAAACGUAUUUAAAAUUAGCUAAUGCAACACUAUUCUUUCAAAUUUGGUCUCAACUUAAUUUAAUUAUGUACAAUUAAUCUGUGUUCACUUAAUCCAGUUGUGUUUGAACCCAUGUUUACAAUUGAAUUAAGAUUUCAGUGCAGUUCUUACUAAAUAGUUUUGAUGACUUUACAAUAAAUGAAGAAUGUUUAAAAUAGUACUGAUAAAGAAUGAGUGUGUCCAAACAUUUGACUAGUAGUAUAGGUGUUUCUCUAAUCUGUUGGCUUGCUCCUUAUGGUUUCAAAACAGGAAGCUGGCGUAAAGGUCGAAAAAGAGAUAAAGUGGCAGUUAUGCUGCAGUUUCAUGGUCAGCGUUCUUAUAUUCCAAGCCAUAACACAUCGACCAACAUUUGUUAAAAAAUACCCCACUAAAGAUCAUUAUAUUAAUUGUUAAACCUUGUUUCAACUUCCUCACCAUAGCAGACCAACUAAACUCAAGGAGUUUCCGUGAUUCUGCCAAGAGAGUUAUUCUCAAUGCUUGCUGCUCAUUAUCUUUUGAAGUUGUUUGUGGUUUUUAUAGUUUCGCUGAAACUGUUUCCACACAUAGUUAAAAAAAUUAAACAGUUUUUCUAUAUUUAUUCACAAUGAUUAUGAAUACCAAAACUGUGAGAUUUUUGUUUUUGCCUGAAAAAAAAAAAAAAAAAACAA